Macrosiphum euphorbiae (potato aphid) is the source of this 450-nucleotide messenger RNA. The record is from the annotation of a GenBank genome assembly. Lineage: Eukaryota; Metazoa; Arthropoda; Insecta; Hemiptera; Aphididae.
AUGUCAAAUAGUGCAGCUUCGUCCGUUAACCAGAAACUGUCCGAGAACGAAAUUAUGCAAAUGGUGUUUGACGAUCUUCGGUCAAACAGACCGAAGCCGUUAGAUGGUUACGAUUUCAAUAGCUUGCCGGUUCACAGACGGUUUAUGUCUUUACCUAACAUGGCCGCGUGGACAAAUUAUGCAGCCAAAGUAACAGAAUUCGGAUGGAAAUCAAUGCCUAACCUACCUGCUGUCGACAAUAUCCAGGAAAGUAAACAGAAGCCGUCGGACAUCGGUGAUUUCCCUAGUUUGCUGGUGCACGAAAGGGCUGUGUCGUGUCCUAACAUGGUAUUGCUGAAAAAUUCUGCAGCUGAAACACUACUAGAGACCGGGUACAAGUCUACUCCCAAUAUAAUACUGCCGGCUAUCGACGAUAUCCGAGAAAAUGGACAGAAACCUUUGGAAAACUGA